Molecule: messenger RNA, 2783 nt
Organism: Hyaena hyaena (striped hyena)
Lineage: Eukaryota; Metazoa; Chordata; Mammalia; Carnivora; Hyaenidae
Gene: TRPV2
Product: transient receptor potential cation channel subfamily V member 2
Exons: 15
Coding region: 357-2657 (766 amino acids)
Biological process (GO): calcium ion import across plasma membrane
Cellular component (GO): membrane
Molecular function (GO): calcium channel activity; protein binding
Source: RefSeq, a predicted model, not a curated record
GACCCUAAAGCACAGAGAGGUGGCGUUCGAUGCCGUCAGAGGAGUCAGACUGAAAACUUACAUGGGCCCUGAAAGGUCUGGAGAAUUGAAGAACAACAGCACCAUCACGGUGGCGUGCUGUGGUUUGAGACCAGGCUCUGCCAACAGCUGGCCACCCUGGGGAAGUCACUUCCCCUUUCUGAGCCUGAGUUGCCCUGGUAGCAAAACGAGAGGUUUGAGAGACCAGCCGUUUUCCAGCCGUCUCCCCCAGCACGUCCCGUCCUGGGACACGAGGUUCUGUGACCCGCCUCUGGUGCCUGUGACUGCACUCAUCUGUUGUGAAGGCCCCGGCCAGACCUCAGCCUCCUCCCUUUAGGAUGGCCUCGCCUUCCAGCUCCCCAACUUUCAGGCUCCAGACAUCUGAUGGAGGCCUAGAAGAUGGUGCUGAGGCGGACAAAGAAAAGCUGGGCCUCGGGGAUGGGCCACCCCCCAUGGAGUCACCAUUCCAGAGGGAGGACCGGAACUGCCCCCCGCAGAUCAAAGUGAACCUCAACUACCGCAAAGGAGCAGGUGUCAGCCAGCCGGACCCAAACCGCUUUGACCGUGACCGGCUCUUCAGCGUGGUGGCCCGGGGUGUCCCUGAGGAUCUGGCUGGGUUAGCAGAGUACCUGUCCCGGACCAGCAAGUACCUCACCGACUCAGAGUACACAGAGGGCUCCACGGGUAAGACGUGCCUGAUGAAGGCCGUGUUGAACCUUCGGGAAGGGGCCAACGCCUGCAUCCUGCCGUUGCUGCAGAUCGACCGGGACUCUGGCAAUCCCCAGCCCCUGGUCAACGCCCAGUGCACGGAUGAGUACUACCGAGGCCACAGUGCCCUGCACAUCGCCAUCGAGAAGAGGAGCCUGCAGUGUGUGAAGCUCUUGGUGGAGAAUGGGGCCAAUGUGCAUGCCCGGGCCUGCGGCCACUUCUUCCAGAAGAAGAGCCAAGGGACUUGCUUCUACUUUGGCGAGCUGCCCCUCUCGCUGGCCGCGUGCACCAAGCAGUGGGAUGUGGUGACCUACCUCCUGGAGAACCCGCAUCAGCCCGCCAGCCUGCAGGCGGUCGACUCGCUGGGCAACACCGCCCUGCACGCCCUGGUGAUGAUCGCAGAUGACUCGGCCGAGAACAGCGCCCUGGUGAUCCGCAUGUACGAUGGGCUUCUCCGAGCCGGUGCCCGCCUCUGCCCCACAGUGCAGCUCGAAGACAUUCCCAACCUGCAGGGCCUCACGCCCCUCAAGCUGGCCGCCAAGGAGGGCAAAAUGGAGAUUUUCAGACACAUCCUGCAGCGGGAGUUCUCAGGGCCUUGCCAGCCGCUUUCCCGGAAGUUUACCGAGUGGUGCUACGGGCCUGUCCGGGUGUCGCUGUAUGACCUGGCCUCUGUGGACAGCUGGGAGGAGAACUCAGUGCUGGAGAUCAUCGCCUUUCAUUGCAGAAGCCCGCACCGACACCGAAUGGUGGUUUUGGAGCCGUUGAACAAACUGCUGCAGGCGAAAUGGGAUCUGCUGAUCCCCAGAUUCUUCUUCAACUUCCUGUGUUACUUGGUGUACAUGUUCCUCUUCACCACUGUCGCCUACCACCAGCCGGCCCUGGAGAAGCAGGCCUCCCACCCCCUGAAAGUGACUGCGGGAGGCUCCAUGCUGCUGCUGGGCCACAUUCUGAUCCUGCUUGGGGGGGUCUACCUCCUCGUGGGCCAGCUGUGGUACUUCUGGAGACGCCGUGUGUUCAUCUGGGUCUCGUUCCUGGAUGGUUACUUCGAAAUCCUUUUCCUGAUCCAGGCCCUGCUCACGGUGCUGUCCCAGGUGCUGUGCUUCCUGGCCGUCGAGUGGUACCUGCCCCUGCUUGUGUCCUCGCUGGUGCUGGGCUGGCUGAACCUGCUUUACUAUACGCGUGGCUUGCAGCACACGGGCAUCUACAGUGUCAUGAUCCAGAAGGUCAUCCUGCGGGAUCUGCUCCGCUUCCUGCUGGUCUACUUAGUCUUCCUUUUCGGCUUUGCUGUGGCCCUGGUGAGCCUGAGCCGGGAAGCCCGGGAUUCGGGGGCCCCCCCAGGCCCCAAUGUCACAGAGGCAGCACAGCCCGGGGUCGGACAGGAGGAUGAGGGGGGCAGCUCGUCCCCCUACGGUGGCAUCCUGGACGCCUCCUUGGAGCUCUUCAAGUUCACCAUCGGCAUGGGGGAGCUGGCCUUCCAAGACGAGCUGCGCUUCCGCGGCGUGGUGCUGUUGCUGCUGCUGGCAUACGUGCUGCUCACCUACAUUCUGCUGCUGAACAUGCUCAUCGCCCUCAUGAGCGAGACCGUCAACAGUGUGGCCACCGACAGCUGGAGCAUCUGGAAGCUGCAGAAAGCCAUCUCUGUCCUGGAGAUGGAAAACGGCUACUGGUGGUGCAGGAGGAAGAAGCAGCGGGCAGGGGUGAAGCUGGCUGUUGGCAGCAGGCCGGAUGGGAGCCCUGAUGAGCGCUGGUGCUUCCGGGUGGAGGAAGUGAACUGGGCUGCAUGGGAGAAGACGCUGCCAACGGUGCUUGAGGAGCCAUCAGGGCCUGGCGUCCCUGGCAUCGUGAAGAAUCCUGCCCUGGCCUCCCAACCGGAGGAGGAGACUGCCUCCGAGGAAGACCACCUGCCCCUCCAGCUCCUGGAGUCCCACUGACAUCCUGCCCAGAGGCGGGACAGAGUCAGAGACAGAGCCGGGGACUCUCUUCAGCCCUAUCAGCUGGCUCUGGGGCUCCAGGGAACUUUGCUAGCAAAUAUAAAUAAAUACUCUGUCAUGACCACC